UAGUCAGCGAGCAUUUUUACAAGAACUUUUAAUUUGUUAAUUUUGAAUGGAUACGUAAAGGGGCAGUGGAGAAAUUAACGUAGAGCGUUUAAGAAAUUGCCCAAGACAUGUCUAAUUUAAUGCAGCAAGCUCUGCCUUUGGCAACGAGUCGCACGCCACUCCUACAGUUCCUGCGCUUUCGCGGCAAGAUCAACAUUCAAAAGCCCCGAGCGCCGCAUUAUGAACGGGCACGUGUCAUUGCCGUUACGACGCCAAAAUACCCAGACCCACCAAAAGCUAUCACCUGCUUCAAAAAGCGCACUCAGGCCCAGCCAGAGAAUCCCUACAAUGAUAUAAUUGCGCGCGAGGUGCGCAAUUGGCUGGAACACUCCAGCAUGGUGGCCAUAUUCCACCUAAACUCCAUCACAGCCGAUGAACUCUAUGCAGUACGGGUGCAGCUCUUCAAACAAAACAUGCACCUGAAGUCGUACGGUCGCAAAAUUAUCGCUAACGCAGUGGGCGACACACGCUUCGAGGCAAUACUGCCGUUGUUUCACUCCAAUCACUGCAUUGUAUUCUCGGCGGACCAACGUGUGGGGACCUUGCUGCGGCUUACGCGUAAGGUGCCGCAAAUGGUGCUUUUAGGCGGCAUUGUAGAGAACACGCUUCUUAGUCGCAACGAACUUGUGGCGUAUUCCCAACUGCCUAAUCUGCAGUCGGCGCAGGCGGAACUUGUGCAAACCUUGAACAUGGCUGCUGGAAAUCUUGUGCAGCAGUUGCAGACACAUCAACAAAACUUUGUUAAUGUACUCGAUGUCCAUGCCAAGGGUGUCGAGCAAUCGACUGAAGCGGAUACCUCAAAGCAGUCGGAUAAAUAAUUGUGAUUGUUAAUAACAAUAUAACAGGAAAAAAUA
Messenger RNA from Scaptodrosophila lebanonensis, 893 nucleotides. RefSeq names its product 39S ribosomal protein L10, mitochondrial (gene mRpL10). The record is from RefSeq and is a predicted model, not a curated record. The transcript has 2 exons. Gene Ontology annotation, cellular component: mitochondrial large ribosomal subunit. Lineage: Eukaryota; Metazoa; Arthropoda; Insecta; Diptera; Drosophilidae. Bases 108 to 857 code for a protein of 249 amino acids. Gene Ontology annotation, biological process: translation. Gene Ontology annotation, molecular function: structural constituent of ribosome.